CGAAUGUGUCCCAUUCUUCUUUCCAUCUCUGUGGAAUUCCACGAUCCCUCCAACUCACGCCUUCAACAUCCCAAGGACGAUCGUACGGUAACUUUGACCUAAGGUACGUCCGAUGAUGUUCCUUUUCGUCGAGAAUUCUGGAGGUAAAAACUUGAGAAUGGAUCCGUCCCGGGCCACGGCUACUUUUUUGAGCAUUCAACAAAAAUUGACACCAACCGUAUUCAAUUGAGAAUUCAUGAAUGAAGCCGAAGCUGUAACSCGCUCCUAGUCACGUUWAAACUUCGAUAAAACCCAGCGACAGCGAUAGCAACGCAACGGGUCUGUGUAAAACGUAAUGAGGCAGCGCAACAAACCGAAUCCACCUUGGCCGCAUGCAAUGUGGCCAUUUACRAUUGCCAAUGCACUGUCAAUAUUUCUCUUCGUAUCUCAUUUUGACGAGCAAGUACAAGCUUUGUCGUCGAACUCGUUCUAUCUGAAGUCUCCAUCGAAAUCGUCGAGUUACUCCAAUAACCGCUAUCAUCAUGGCAGCAGCUACGGUUGUCGCCGAGCUAAAAAUAUCAAUAUCUACACAAAACGAAGAACCGCAAACAAUAAUAACUACACCCGAAGAUCCAAAUCAGACUUUUCAUUGACGAUGGCGAUGGACAUCGAUGUUAACGCAAUACCGGACAUUGCGUCAACAAUAGAAAGGAUACACCAAACAAUACCAAGUUUUUCGAAUGUGUUGGCCGAUGCARCAGACGCUGUGCAAUUAUCGCCGGCUACAGAAGGUGUACCUUCGACGGAAGAGGGCUCACUCGGUCACGACAUAUUUGUUUUUUUAACGGCUAGUGUAUUUGUGGUCCCUAUUUGCAAAUCACUGAAAAUAACACCGGUUCUUGGGUUUCUCUUCGCGGGCUGCGUUCUAGGUCCAUAUGGGUUGGGAUUGUUUGACAAUAGUGAACAAGAUCUGGUGUUGGGAGAUUUUGGUAUUCUUUUCCUGCUCUUCAAUGAGGGUUUGAGUCURAGUCCAGAGCGCAUUAAGGAGCUCGGUCGCUUUACAGGACUUGGUGCAUUCCAAUUGAUCAUAAGUAUUGGCUUGAUUUUUCUUGGAUCGAUACUGAUGGGACCCAUCCUCGUCGAGUACGCAAAAGAAAUUGGAUUGCCGGUCAACAUCAAACUUCUGAAACCGCUCUUUGACAAUCCCAUAGAAUCCUUUUGCAUUGCAUCCGCGGGUGCCUUAUCGUCUUCUGCUUUUGUUCUACCAUUCUUGAAAGAAAAGGACUGGGAAGAACGGCCAGAAGGAAUUGCUGGACUGUCAAUAUURCUGCUUCAGGAUUUAUCGGUGGCACCUCUUCUGGUCGUUUUGCCUUUGUUGGCCGGCGGUCCGUCCGCGCCACAGUCAUCGCUCGAGUUGGGAAUUCUGGUAUCUAAGGCGACAAUAGGAUUUGGUGCCGUACUGGUAGYGGGAAGCUAUGUUCUUCGUUAUGCCUUUGACGUGGUGGCAUCGGCUAGAUCCACAGAAACAUUUGUAGCUGCUUCCUUGUUAGUGGCAGUGGGGAUGGGUCAGGUGGCCGAUUACCUAGGACUCUCAGCAACUACCGGGGCAUUUGCUGCGGGUGUUUUGUUGGCUAGUAAUAGAUAUCGGGCUCAGAUCCAGGCGGACAUAAAACCAUUCGAAGGGAUUCUCUUGGGAAUAUUCUUCAUCACUGCCGGUGCGAAUCUAGAUCCUCUCCUCGUCCUCAGGGAGUGGCCGACGCURACUGCUGGAAUMAUAAUUUUUAUAUUGACUAAGGCGGGAAUUAUUUUCGCUUCUGGUCCAUCUUUGGGACUUACGACCGCUGAAUCUGCACGGGUCUCCUUGGUGUUGUCAGGUGGCGGAGAGUUCGCUUUUGUCGUCUUUCAGUUGGCUCAAGACCUUGGGAUACUGCCAGACAAGAUUGCGAAUUUAUUAAUUGCUUCCGUUAUAAUAUCUAUGUCGCUCACCCCGAUAUUAGGAGAAAUCGGUGCAGCRGCGGGAAACUUCAUCGAAUCUCAGAGUGGAGUCGUACGUGCCGAUGGUUUGACGGCUGAAGAAGAAAUUGCUCUCUUCGACAAAAUUGAUAUUGACAAAUCUGAGACAAUUGAGAUUGAAGAGCUCAGGGAAGCUCUAGUGAAACUCAAUUUCUCAUAUCCAGCGAUUGCAGAGGUGUUCGAGAAGUUCGACACUAAUGGUGACGGAGUGAUCUCGCGAGAGGAAUGGAAGGUUGGGACAGAAUCUGGCAUAUUGUCCGAUGCCUGCAAGAAAGACAUGGCAGAGUCUGCCAUGCCUACCAGCGACUUGUCAUUUAGUGACGAUGCCAUAAUUAUCUGUGGUUUUGGCCAAGUUGGUCAAGAAUUAUAUCAAAUAUUGGACGGCUUUGGGCUAUCUGGCACUAAAAGAAGCAAUGUGAUUUGUUUCGAUUUGAACCCAAAGCGCGUUUUGGCGGGGACAUUGAACGGGGCCCCAGUCGUCUUUGGUGAUGGUGCCAGAAGCGAACUGCUCAAAGCUGCUGGCGUGAAGAACCCAAAAGCAGCGAUCGUCGCUUUCGCCUCUGAUGAUCGACGAAUUAGUGCAACUAUGCGACUGCGCUCCUUCUUGCCUGAAGGAACUCCAAUUUAUGUWUACGAAGGCAAAAGUAGAAUUGCACCGAAGCUGAUAGAAGCUGGGGCAACUGAAGUCAUUGUUGAAAAAACAGAAACGAGUAUACGAUUCGCCUCCUUACUGGGUGUUUGUACGACAAAUACAGAAGCUUCUCGACUACGAGAGUUGAGCAUGAACCGCAUUGCCUUGAAAGCCUUAGCUACAGCAAAUGAUGAAUCUGAAACUCUCGUAUUACCAGGCAUAUCAGACGAGUUAAUAAUUGAUUUGUGUGAAGAGCUUGGCUGUUCCAGGAAAAACAUAGAGGAAUUGUACCUUUCAUUCCGUUCGAUUGCCAAUGGAAAGGAUUACGUCCCAAUUUCAGAGCUUAAAGAUAAUAUGAUGAGACAAUCAUCAGAUGGACCCUUGAACGAGUCUCAAUUGACAACUUGCAUGACUUUGGAAGACGAAGACGGAGGAGGAGACAUCACAUUCAUAGAGUUUUUGCGAGCUAAUUGGAAUUCAGAAUGUCCCAUCGAUUUGCCUCCCUAAUUUAUUCCACGGACAAUUUCAAAAUGAUAUUUCUCGAAAACCCGAGUUUUCAAAAUGAGUAUGGCAUGGCUCCUUUCGUGCCUUUGCCAGUUAUCUGUAAUGUCUACAGAURCGACGCUUUGGAUUAUGUGCAAGCUCAUUCUUCAAURCACUCAUGAUGUUAUGACACUUAUUCUUUUCUCCUGAGCUUCAUCAGGCGUGCAUUCACCACUGCAUCAACUCGGUUGGUCUAGAUAGAUUCUUAUUAUGCGAAUAACGUCGAGAAAAUCAAUUAUUUUCCUUUUG
Pseudo-nitzschia multistriata is the source of this 3415-nucleotide messenger RNA. Lineage: Eukaryota; Bacillariophyta; Bacillariophyceae; Bacillariales; Bacillariaceae. The record is from the annotation of a GenBank genome assembly.